Acinonyx jubatus (cheetah) is the source of this 7188-nucleotide messenger RNA. RefSeq names its product zinc finger protein 677-like. Bases 112 to 1722 code for a protein of 536 amino acids. The transcript has 4 exons. Gene Ontology annotation, molecular function: RNA polymerase II cis-regulatory region sequence-specific DNA binding; DNA-binding transcription factor activity. The record is from RefSeq and is a predicted model, not a curated record. Lineage: Eukaryota; Metazoa; Chordata; Mammalia; Carnivora; Felidae. Gene Ontology annotation, biological process: regulation of transcription by RNA polymerase II.
GCACGCGCAAGAGCGCUUUCCCGCAAACCCGGAAGCGGAUCGAGCAGAGAAGGGGCGCGCUCGGUAUAAACUUACCUGAGAGAGAAGACCAGAAGAGGGAAAAAAGGAGGAAUGACUCUUUUCCAGGGAUGGUUAACAUUCAGGGAUGUGGCCAUAGAAUUCUCUCAGGAGGAGUGGGAGUGUCUGGACCCCGCUCAGAGGGCCUUGUACAGGGACGUGAUGCUGGAGAACUACAGGAACCUGGUCUCCCUGGGUGAGGAUAACUUCUCUCCAGAAGUUGGAAGCCCUUCUGCUGGAUUUACAGUCAAGGAAUUAUCACCAGUAGAGAACAUUAAUAAAGGAGAAUUUUACCACUUAAUAAUACUGGAGAGAAAUGAAAGUCAUGGCAUCAAGGAUUUUGAUCUCAAGGAAGUCUGGGAAAAUAUGCACGAGUUAGAGAGUCAGUGGGAGUAUGAUGCAAGAAAUUACAAAGUAGUGCCUUUGGCCCAGGACAAAAAGCUCACUUGUAGAAAAGACCAGCAACUUAAUCAGUCCUCAGUUACUCUUCCUGAAAAGCAGAGUGUUUCUGUAAGAAAUAAUACAUACCAGUAUUUCAUGGAUGAUGAGCCACUUACAAGGACUUUGUUAAAACGGGAUGGUAACAGAAGUGGUUCUGGAAACCAGUACAUAAACUGCGUGGAAAAUAGAAUUGGAUUAAGUUUGCAGGCACAUCUGGCUGAACUCCAGAGAUUUCACAGUGAGGAGAAAAUGUAUGAAUGUAAUCCAACUGAGAAGUCUGUCAGCAAUGAUUCCUCAGUCUCACCACUUCAAAGAGUUCCUCCCAGUACCAAAAACAUUUGGAAUAAAUCUAGGAAGAUUUUUAAAUAUCCUUUGUUACCUGCACAAUACAAGACAGCAUACACUAGAGGAAAAUAUUACAAAUGCAAUGACUGUGGGAAGACUUUUAGCAAAAGCUCAAACCUCAUAAGCCAUGAGAGAAUUCAUUGUGGACAGAGACCUUACAAAUGUAAUGACUGUGAUAAAGCCUUUACAUACCGUUCAAAUCUUACUCGACAUAAGAAAAUCCAUACUGGAGAGAAACCUUACAAAUGUAACGAGUGUGGCAAAACAUUUACCCAAUGUGCAAACGUUACUAGGCAUCAGAUAAUACACACUGGAGAGAAACCACACAAAUGUAACGUGUGUGACAAGGCUUUUAACCAAAGUUCGAGCCUUAUGGCACAUCGGAGAAUUCAUACAGGGGAAAAGCCUUAUAAAUGUAAUAAGUGUGAUAAGGCUUUUAUCAAACGUUCAGACCUUUGGUGUCAUGAGAGAACUCAUACUGGGGAGAAACCUUACAAAUGUAGUGAGUGUGGCAAAGCCUUUGCUGAGCGUUCGAAUCUUACUCAACAUCGAAGAAUCCAUACAGGACAAAAACCUUAUAAAUGUAAUAAAUGUGAUAAGGCUUUUAUCAAACGUUCAGACCUUUGGGGUCAUGAGAGAUCUCAUGCUGGUGAGAAACCUUACAAAUGUAAUGAGUGUGCCAAAGCUUUUUCCCAUUUUGCAACCCUUAGUACACAUAAGAAAAUACAUACUGGAGAGAAACCACACAAAUGUAAUGUGUGUGACAAGGAUUUUAUCCGAAGUUCAAGCCUUAGGAGACAUCAGAGAACUCAUAGAGGAGAAAAAUCUUAUAAAUGUAAUAAAUAUAAUAAGGCUUAUAUCAAACAUUCAGACCUUUAGAGUCACGAGAGAACUCCUACUGGAGAGAAACAGAUGUAAUGAGUGUGGCAAAGCCUUUAUGGAGCAUUCACAUCUUGCUCAGCAUAAGAAAUUCCAUAUUGGAGAGAAACCUUAUAAAUGUAAUGAGUGUGGCACAGCUUUUAGUCAAUUUGCAAAACUUACUAGGUUUCAGAAAAUACAUAGUGAAAAGAAACAGUGUAAACCUGAUAUGUGUGGCAGUGCUUUUAUUCAAAACUUAAGCUUUGGGGAUCAUCAGAGAACUCAUAGGAGAAAGAAACCUUGCAAAUAAAAUGAGCAAGUGUUCAGGCCUUACUCAACAUCAGAGAUUCCAUCAUGGAGAGGAACCAUAUGAAACUAACGUAUGUGGCAAAGUUUGCAACCAGGGUUCACACCACACCUGGUAUCAGAAUAUAAAUGUCUGAAAGAAAGCACACAAAUGGAAUGUAUGGCAAGGCUUAUCCAAAGCUCAUAGCUUGCCGACCAUAAUUCUUGCUAGAGAAAAACCUUACAAAUGUAAUGAGUAUGAUCAGCUUUAUAAAAUUGUUCAACUUUGGGGAAGGGGAUAAAAAUAAGUGAAUAGGAUUAAGAGGUACAGACUUCCAGUGAUAAAUGUACAACUUUGUGGUUGCAAGAAUUCACAUACAAUGGAACCCAUACCAGUGUGUCAUGGUCUUUACCUCAGGAAACACCAAAGAUUUCAUACUGGAGAGAAACAUUACAAAUGUAAUGAAGGUGAUAAUUUGUUUACCCGAUCCUUUGAAAGGACUACAGUAAGAAAAUUCAUACUGGGGGGGGGGGGGGGGACUAGGUUUAUUUACAGCAUUAACCAAUCUUAGAUGUUAAAUUCCACAGAAAAUUAGAGUUAUUUAAAUUCAUGAGAUGAAGUGUUUCAGUGGGACAAGUAUAUCUGUGGAAGGACCUAAUCAUCUUCUGUUUAAAUCUUUUUUAAAGAUUUUAUUUUCCACUCUACACCCAUCAAGGGGCUAAAACUCCCAACUCUGAGAUCCAGAGUCACAUGCUCUUCCGACUGAGCCAGCCAGGCACCCCUAUAACUUUUUUUCUAAAUCGUUUGAUUGUCCUUGAGACUAGAUUAUUAUUGAUGACUUAUAACCUUAAGUUUGGAAUCCUCUGAUGUUAUACGUUAAUUACAUGCAUUUCAUUUGUCCACUGUGAUGGUCUCAGAGAAUCCUGGAUCAGUCAGGUGAAAGGAGCCUGUUUGAUUAGGUCGGGUUCAGUAAUAGUAUAUACCCUGGAAGAACUAGGAUGCUAAUUUUAAGAUAAGUUUUAGUAUAAAUUUGAGAGCAUGAGGAGUGGCUGGAAAUAGAUGUAAAACUAUUAUCUAAAUUGCCAUGUUUUCUGUGGUCACAGCCCCUUUUCUAGAUUCGUUGGUAUGAUUGAGAGGCUUUGUUGAUUUUAUUACAGGGGAGGAUUCUCUGUCAGAUGAUCAUGAAACAGUAGGUUGGCACACUGAGAGAAUGAGAUUUUCACAUGAGAAUGAUAGGUUACUAGGGAUGCAUGUGUGGUAGAAAAAAUGGAUGGAGAAUGAUGGCCUUCCCUCUUUUGAAAGGUGAUAGCUAUUGUGUAUCAUGGAUGAGUAAAAAUCAGUCUCAUGUUUGGAAACUGAGAGAAAGUUCUAGAGGAGAUUUUAAUCAAAAGAAGCAAAGUAGGGGCGCCUGGGUGGGUCAGUAUGUUGAGAGUCCGGCUGGAUUUCGGCUCAGGGUUGUGGGAUAAACCACAUUGUUAGGCUCUCUGCUGAAUGUGGGGCCUGCUUAAGAUCGUCUCUCACUGCCCUUCUCACCUACUCAUGUUCUCUCUGAAAAAACAAAACAAAAACCUAAAAGUAGUGUGCUUGUGAAAGAUUCAAAUUUGGCCACUGAAAUUCCAUUUUGAUACUAUUGUAUUUAGGAUACCCUGUGUGUCAUAGUGAGUGAAACGCUUAGCGAGUGAAAGCUUUUGUGUAAUGCUGAAUGAAUCAUGUGCCUUCUCUUAGCCCAAGUGCAUCCCAACUCAUUGGGGCAUUUCGUAAUGAAUACUAAUAAUACAUCCUUGGGCUCUCUAGGUUGAAUGUGAUCCAUAACAAUUCUUUUCCAUGUUAGAUUCAAACCUACAGUUUUGGAAAUAAAUAUUCAUAAGUUGAAUUUGAGAGUUAUGCACUCAAUAGUAUAUCCCAGGUGAUUUUUUUGGCUCUAAUGAAAAUACCAUAGCAAUGCAAUUUCAAACUCACCCCCCUACAACCUGCCUUCCCAUUCAUGAAUAUACACUGUAUGAUUAUAUUUCUACAUGCCUUUUGUGCUGAAAUGAGACCCGUGUGUUGUACCUUUACAAUAAAUGAAAAUAUAAAAGUCAUAGGCAUAUGAAAAGUAUUAGGAACUAAAAGAGUAUUUCAGAGGUAAGGAUAAAGGUAACACAAUCUAUAUUUUGUGCUGGAGUGCUCAGGGAAAUAAUUUGAAAAUAUAAAUUUUCAUGAGUUUACUGUCAAGAAUGGACAUACACAAUGGGAAUCUUUUGAUGACUAGAAAUCUCACAUAUUUACCCUCUAAGACAUUUUUUGCUAGUUGCACUUGUGCUUACUCCACUGGAACAGGGUGUUUGGAUGUAAAGAAUGAUGACUCCCUACAAUUAAGUGUUCACAGAAUGUUUAUUACAUAAAGAUGCUUUCUCAGAGCAGAGUAGACUUCUCAAGUUCUGAAAAUGGCUAGAGAAAAGCAGGAAUGGUGGCUACUUUGUUAUGAUGCAUACGGUGUGGGGCCAGGGUGGUAGUAAUUUACAGUGUGAACUUACGACUACUGCCUAGGGAAGGGCCUCUCAGGCUUAUCUCCAUUAAUACUACAAGUAGACAGAAUCAAUACCUAGUGACUGAAAGAACUAGUCAGUUUUGCAGAAGCUUUUCUGCAAGUAUCCUUGAAUUCUCAUGGGUUUAUAAGAACAAAUAUUUAUUUCUUCCUCCUAUCACAUCUAUCAUUAUUCACCCUUCCUUCGUUCUGUCAUUGAGUCUGGGAUUCACAGUAGAACUUAAGUCUAUGUGGGACAUAACCGUUCUUGCACCAGGGAGAAGAGAGGGUUAGAAGAACCAAACAAAGGUUUUAAAGUUUCCAUUUACAAUUAAAAUGUGUCAAUCUGUUCACAUUGGUCUACUCACAUUGGUCAAGCUGUCUAUUAAUUGGGAAGAAAGUAUAAUCCCCUCAACAAGAAGGAAGGGUUGCCUAAGUCAAGUGGCCAAGUUGAUAUCAAAGAGCAGAGACAUAUACUCUCACAAGAGGGUGAUAAUUAAUUGGAAAUAUUAAAAUGUAUGAUAGUACAACUUCUAUCAGAAAUCAUUUGUCCCUUCUUUGUAUUUCACACAAAAUACUUUUGUCCCAGAAGAAAAACAAAAUUCUACCCAAAUGUGACUAUGGUCACACAUGAGGGUCUCGUAACAGUCUCAUGAAAUUCCUCUUGGUUGAGACCCUUAUGUAGAGUCCUCAUUCCUAACAUAUAGUGGAAUAGAAAAAACUCAAUAAACCUUCCCAUUCAGAAAAGAAAUGGAAAGGAGGGACCCCGAAUUCUUCCCCAUCUCCUAAGGUGUUCCCCUUGUGCCCUGUAGACAAGACCCUCCCCACCCACCUCCAAAAGCUUGCCAAAACCGUGCUGUUUGGUUUGAAUUGACCUAUGCGGCCUGAGCUCAGAACCUCAAAGCAUUCCUUUGAGGGACCCUAAUAAAGGCAUGCACCCUUGGUCCUGCCCUAGGAUCUCUGCCUGCACCCUGCCUUAAUCUUCUCACACAACCCCCAUAGGUGUGCAGAAGAGCUCCCCCACGAUCUGUGAGUAAUAAACUUCUCUACUUUCCCUUAUAAUCUGUUGAACCAUGGCUCACCAUCUGACAUCUAGGACUCUACCUAAUAAAUACUAGUACAACAAAGUCACAACAGCAACACUAGGCAAUUCUGUCAAACCUACAAAGAAUUAACAGAAAUUCUCCACAAUUUAUUUCAAAAAAUAGAAGAGUGAAUGCUUUUCCCAACUAAAUGUAUGAGGCCGGUAUUAGCAUAAUUCCAAAACCACACAUAAACAUUAAGGGUGGGGUGAGGGUGGGGAAGAUAACUACCAAGCAAAUCCCAAAUGAAGGUGCAAAAAUUCUUAGCAAAAUAUUAACAGAAGUCAGCAAUACACAGAAUUGUACACUAUGACUAGAUAGAUGUAUUUGAGGGACAGAAGGCAGUUUCAAAUUCCAGUCAAUAUAAGCCAUCAUGUUAAUAGGCUGGACAAGAAAAACCACAGGAUCCUGUCAAUUGAUACAGAAAAGCAUUUGAUACAAUUCAGUGCUGUAAACUUUCGGAAAGCUAGGAAGAAAGGAAAAUUUCCUCAACUCACUAAAGAACACCUGUGAAAAUCUUACAGCAAACUUCAUACUUCCUGGUGAAAGAUGGGAUGUUUUCCCCCAGAGACUGAGAUCAUGAUAAGGAUGUCCACUAUCACCACUGAUAUUUGACAUGUUUUUAUAAGUUCUAGUCAGUGAAGUAAGGGAAGAGAUGCAAACAAAAGUAAAGAGAGAAAAGAUAAAAUAGUGUAGCUACUUGCAGAAGACAUCAUGGUUGUGGUAGGCUGGAUAACACCCUCAUUCCAAAGUAUGGCCAUGUCCUCGUGCCUAUCACAUGGGAGUGUUACUGUAAUGUUGUAAGGGAUCUGCAGAUGUGCUCUGGUGAAGAUCAUGAGGUGGGUGAUUAUGCUGGAUGAUCUGGUAAAUGCGAUAUGGUCCCGAGGGUCUUUAUAAGAAGAAUGCAGGUAGAGGUACUCAUGUAAAGGUUGGUGGAGUGAUGACAGAGGUAAACAAGAUUGAAGAUGCUGUCUUGCUGGCUUUGAAGAGGGAGGAAAGGGACCAUGAGGCAGAGAAUAUAAGCGGACUCCGGACAUGGGAGGGUGUCUUUGGAAAACUAUCUGUACAUCUCUUCUGCCCAUUUCUUCACUAGAUUAUUUGUUUUUCAGGUGUUUGGUAAGUUCUUUAUAGAUUUCUUAUACUAGCCCAUUAUCCAGUAUGACAUUUGCAAAUUUCUCCCAUUCUUUCGGUUGCCUUUUUGUUUUGUGGAUUGUUUUCUUUUGCUUUGCAGACACUUUUUAUCUUGUUGAGGUCCCAGUGGCUCAUCUUUGUUUUUAUUUCCCUUGUCUUAGGAGACGUGUCAAGUAAGAAGUUGCUGCAGCUGAGGUCAAAGAGGUUGCCUGUUUUCUCCUGUAGGAUGUUAUUAAUGGUUUCCUGUCUCACAGUUAGGUCUUCCAUCCAUUUUUAAUUUAUUUUUGUGUAUGGUAUAGGAAAGUGGUCCAGUUUCAUUCUUCUGCAUGUUUCUGUCUAGUUCUCCCAGCACCAUUUGCUACAGAGACUGUCUUUUUUCCAUUGGAUACUCUUUCCUGCUUUGUCGAAGAUUGGUUGGCCAGACUUUUGUGGGUCAAUUUCUGGGUUCUCUCUUGUAUUCCAUUGGUCUAUGUGUCUGUUUU